AUGCCCCGCGCCCCGGCCGCCGCCCCGCUGCUGCUGCUGCUGGCGCUGCUGCUGGCGGCGGCCCCGCCGCACGGCGGCUCCGACAGCCCCAGGGGGAAGCAGAAGGCGCUCCGCCAGCGGGAGGUGCUGGACGUGUAUAAUGGCAUGUGCUUACAAGGCCCCAGUGGCGUUCCUGGACGGGAUGGAAACCCGGGAGCCAACGGGAUCCCUGGGACACCUGGAAUCCCAGGACGGGAUGGGCUGAAAGGGGAGAAGGGCGAGUGCAUGCGGGAGAGCAUCGAGGAGUCCUGGACGCCCAACUUCAAGCAGUGUUCGUGGAGCGCGCUGAACUACGGCAUCGACCUUGGGAAGAUCGCGGAAUGCACGUUCACCAAGAUGCGCUCCAACAGCGCGCUCCGCGUGCUCUUCAGCGGCUCCCUCCGGCUCAAGUGCAGGAGCGCCUGCUGCCAGCGCUGGUACUUCACCUUCAACGGGGCAGAGUGUGCUGGCCCACUGCCCAUUGAAGCCAUAAUAUACUUAGAUCAAGGAAGCCCAGAGCUGAACUCUACUAUUAACAUACACAGAACUUCCUCAGUGGAAGGUCUGUGUGAAGGGAUCAAUGCUGGCUUGGUGGAUAUUGCCAUCUGGGUUGGGACGUGCUCAGAUUAUCCACGGGGAGAUGCUUCUACUGGAUGGAAUUCAGUCUCCCGAAUCAUCAUUGAAGAACUGCCAAAAUAACUUCCCUCCCUUUUUAUAAUACCUGUUUUUUUAAAAAAAUCUGUACUAUUUUUUUCAGAAUUUAUUUCAAUAGAAUUGGAUGCAAGUACUGUACUGAAAGGCACUAAAGCCUUGCAUCUGUAGCCUUUACCUUGUUUUGUACAUGGCAGAGGCUUUUUAUAAUAAUCAUUUUAGAAUACAAAUAUCAAAACCAAAUUCACUAAUAUUUUAAAUUUC
This is a messenger RNA of Lonchura striata (white-rumped munia), 933 nucleotides long. It is a transcript of the gene CTHRC1, whose product is annotated as collagen triple helix repeat containing 1. NCBI's taxonomy places the organism in Eukaryota, Metazoa, Chordata, Aves, Passeriformes, Estrildidae. The record is from RefSeq and is a predicted model, not a curated record.